Caenorhabditis elegans is the source of this 2586-nucleotide messenger RNA. RefSeq names its product Homeobox protein ceh-21 (gene ceh-21). NCBI's taxonomy places the organism in Eukaryota, Metazoa, Nematoda, Chromadorea, Rhabditida, Rhabditidae. The record is from RefSeq and is marked reviewed. Gene Ontology annotation, molecular function: DNA binding. The coding region runs from base 1 to 1488 and encodes 495 amino acids. Gene Ontology annotation, cellular component: nucleus. The transcript has 7 exons.
AUGUCUCAGCAAUUUCAAGCUUCAUCAGGAACCGGGUCUGCCAGCCUACGCGAGUUCAAAACCGAACACGAAGAUCUACGCGAAGAUCUGCCGUACAGUACUCUGCGAACGUUGUUCGGCAUCACUCUGGACAAGGACGCAUCACAAGCCCUCAACAUUGCGUUGCUCUUGUACGGCCACAACUACCCACAACAAGUGGUGCCGCCGGAAAGGAAUUAUGCGGAGCUUGAUGCUCAACUAGAGUCGGUUGUCUUAGAAGAUCACACUGCGGAGUCGACAAUGGAGCCGGGAGUUUCUGCAACUGUUACUGAGCAACUCGAAGAGAAAAGCGACAAAAGUUCUGAUGGAGAUGGGACCAGCAAGAGGCUGACAAGAAGCUUGAAGUCUGUGGAAAAUGAGACUGAAGAAGAUCACGAAGAGAAAGAAGACGAGGCUCCACAGUCGUCACGAAGGGAGUCUACAAGACUGAAGCGGAAGCUUCUCGAGUCCCAAAAGACUGUGCAAACCACCGGCAAUUCUUCUCGCGCCUCUUCAAAAUCCCAGGAAAAGGAAGUUCCUGGAACAAAAAGUCAGUGCGCUCCAAAAAUCAGAACCACUCCGGAACAGAGCAAGGCUGCAACCAAGCGACAAUCGUCGACGACUGUCAGAGCUUCUUCAACUUGCGGCUCGUCGGUGUCGUCGACCUCUACAGUAUCGUCUCCGGACUACACGGCUAAAAAGGGAAGAGCCACAGAAACACCAAAGCUCGAGGAGUUGGCGCCCAAGAAGCAGAGCUCAGCAACUCCAAAACCAGGUGGUGAAGUCUGUGUCUGGGAUGGAGUUCAAAUCGGAGACCUCUCUGCUCAAAUGAACGCGCAAAUUGGCGAUGACGAAGAGCUCGACACUGUCGACAUUGCUCGACGUAUUUUGAGCGAGCUCAAAGAGCGCUGCAUUCCACAGACUGCACUUGCCGAGAAAAUUCUUGCCAGAAGUCAAGGAACACUGUCGGAUUUGCUUCGAAUGCCAAAGCCGUGGAGUGUCAUGAAGAAUGGUCGUGCCACGUUUCAGCGUAUGUCAAACUGGCUUGGUUUGGAUCCAGACGUUCGCCGUGCGUUGUGCUUUUUGCCGAAAGAAGAUGUUGCGCGAAUUACCGGGUUGGAUGAGCCAACUCCAGCAAAGCGUAAAAAAACCGUAAAAGUCAUUCGCCUCACGUUCACGGAGACCCAGCUCAAGUCCCUUCAGAAAUCCUUUCAACAAAAUCAUCGUCCAACUCGUGAAAUGCGUCAAAAGUUGAGUGCUACCUUGGAGCUCGACUUCUCCACAGUCGGCAACUUUUUCAUGAACUCGCGCCGUCGUCUUCGCAUUGACCAGCAAAUCAGUCGCUCGUCUCGCUCGACAGGAAACGGAGCCGACACCGAGGAUGAGCUCGACGAGGAAGACGUUGUCGUUGAGAAUGUCAUCGCCGACGCGACCGACGCGAGCAACCAACCAGGACCCAGCCACCUGUAGGUGUUCUUGAUGCCUCUUUUCAAGCUGAAAUUUUUAACGUGUGUUACGCCGUCAUGGGGAUUUUAUGUUGUUGUGUGUCAUUUUUGAAGUUCUCUCACAGGUUUUACCCCUUUUCUACUAUCCAUCUCUUUGCGUUAUUCUGAAAUUUUGUUGAGCACAGUAUAGAUUAGUUAUACUCCUAAUAUCAAUAAUCUCAAUAAUCCAAAAAGCUAAAAAUUGAUCUACUCUCUUGUUGUCUUUUCUCUUUUUAUUGUCUUAUCACGUUUUUGACCGUUCCAGCUCAAGCAUUCCAGCUCAAGCAUUCCAUCCAACCAUUUCCAGAUUCUCAACCUAGCCCAUAUCAAAUUAUUACACUCUUCCUCCCCAAUGCUCACUGUUAUGAUUUUUGCCGUGAUCUGAUAAAAAACAUUGCUCCGCUGGUAUUAUCUCACAAAAUGUAGGCACCUUUUGCAUUUCAUAGAUUUUUGGAGGUGACGGCAAGAGACGCAGAGGAAAUGCACUUUGUGAUACUCGCUGCCACACAUUUGCACACCGGUGGUUAUCCUCUCACCUCUGGCCUAAAAUUAUUUAGGAUUUUUAGAAUAUUCUCUUGAACUUUGAGAUUUUUUCGGGACCACUUUUUGGCAACCGAGCAUUUGCAAAAAAUUGUUGAUUGGAGCUCAAUGCAGCAUCAAAUAUGGCUCCUGUACUCUCGCAAUGGUUUUUUCCAAUGCUUCGUGUUUUUUUUCCGAAGGCACUGACUUCAAAAUUCGAGUCAAAACGACCCGUUUCGUUGGAGCUCUUUUUGGAAGUCAAAAUUCCGUUAGGAUACGGCUUCUGAUGUGAUGUCAUCAAGGCGUCAUUGGAAUGAGUUAAAUUGGCGAUAAGUUCAACACAACCAAAAUGUACGUGUACCGCGGCUGGAACAGAAUCCAGAAAUCACCAAGCUUAUCGGAACAAUAAUUGGAAGACAUACUUGGUGGAAUGCCACCGUUAGAGUCGAGGCGUUGGAGCAGCCAUAAAUAGAUAAUCUCAAUAAUUUUGGUGCUCCCCCAAUUCUGAUUCCCAAUUUAUCUAUUCAACUCCUCCAAAUUAAUAAAUAUUUGAAAACACUUGUAA